Messenger RNA from Cygnus olor (mute swan), 3037 nucleotides. It is a transcript of the gene GOLT1B, whose product is annotated as golgi transport 1B. NCBI's taxonomy places the organism in Eukaryota, Metazoa, Chordata, Aves, Anseriformes, Anatidae. Gene Ontology annotation, biological process: retrograde transport, endosome to Golgi; endoplasmic reticulum to Golgi vesicle-mediated transport. The record is from RefSeq and is a predicted model, not a curated record. Gene Ontology annotation, cellular component: membrane; endoplasmic reticulum.
CCCGCCUCUUCCGCUGCCGGCCUCCUUUCAGCCGGCGGCGAGGCGCAGGGGCUGCGUGUUUCCGGAGGACGUGGCUGCUGCAGCCGUCGCCGCUGCUGUACUCCCGCCGCCGUUUGCUUCUCCUGCCGCCGCCGCCAUGAUCUCGCUGUCGGACACGCAGAAGAUUGGAAUGGGUUUAACAGGCUUUGGAGUGUUUUUCCUUUUCUUUGGAAUGAUACUCUUCUUUGACAAAGCCCUUCUGGCUAUUGGAAAUGUUUUAUUUGUGGCUGGCUUGGCUUUUGUUAUUGGUUUAGAAAGAACAUUUAGAUUCUUCUUCCAACACAAAAUGAAAGCAACAGGCUUUUUCCUGGGUGGUGUGCUCAUAGUUCUCAUUGGUUGGCCUUUGAUAGGAAUGAUCCUUGAAAUUUAUGGGUUCUUCCUAUUAUUCAGGGGGUUCUUUCCUGUGGUGGUUGGUUUUAUUAGAAGAGUUCCAGUCCUUGGUUCUCUCUUGAAUUUACCUGGUAUAAGCUCGCUUGUAGAUAAAGUUGGAGAAAGCAACAACAUGGUAUAAUGACAAGACAGCAGAAGACUGAUUCUAAACUUACUGUAUUAUUUAUAAAUCCUUUUGAAGAAUACUCAGCACAAAGAGUAAGUUGUGUACAAAGGAAAAGCUUGUAACAUUCUUUAUGUAACAGUUUAAUUUAAAAUGUAUAGUCAACAAUAACAUUAGAAAAGAAGCUCAUCAAGUAUGCUUCUAGGAAAAGUAACUCCAGAGUUCAGGAAGUAAACUGAAGAGGUGAAAGUCAUGGAAUAACAUGUUACAACUGUUCAAGACUAUUUUUGUUGAUUUUUUUUGAAAACAUGCUAGAGGCAAUGAACCUUUUUGGAUUUAAAGGUGCCUGUACUUUACCUCCUUAUUGUCAAGGUGCAGUAGAGCAAACAGGCCUCCAUUUUUAAGGGUGAUCCCAACUUAUCCAACCCUCUGCUUGCUACCCUCAGUGUGCAAAAAAAAAAAAAAAGAAAACUUCUUGUGUAACAAGAGAUGUGUCUCUUGCAUGAAAGUUAAGAUGACUGUUCAUCUUUAAGUGUAUUGUGACAAAAAAGGAAACCCUACACUGUUCUGUUGUAAACAUUUUUGUAAAUAUGUGGCUGAAAUAAAACAUUGUUAUCUUAAUGUUUCAAAGCCAAAUGUAAGUUUGUAUUUGCCUUCCUUUUUGGAAUACGCAAAAGGUCAAUCUUUAACUUCAGUCUUAAAUGUUGGUUCUGAAUGUGUAGAGUUCAAGAGGGAACUCUGGAAACUGACUUAUGCUCCUUCCAGUUUGUUCUCCUUGUAUUAUGUCUGCAUCUGGGUGAGAAUGUAGCCCCUUCUCACUAACAAGAACUUUGAAAUAUAUUUGGUUCACAAAACAUGCAUUUGGUUAAGGUGCUGACAUGAACCUUGUGAAAUGCAUCUUAUCAAAAUAUGAACAUUUGUUUUUAAAUGGUUUGAAGCUAAGGUUUCUUUGUUUAUUCUGGAACUACAAAUUGACUUUUAUUUUUUACAGUAAUAAAAGGAAAACUUAAAAUUCUGUGUAUGUGAGUCCAUUGGGAGUAAAUUGUGCUAACAGGCCAACUAAAGAUCAAGUGUCAAUCUCAAUGUGUUUAGUAAAUUGUUACUUGGGUUAUCUUCAAAUAAUUUAAAACUUCUGUCAUUCAUAACAAUUUAGCUGUUAGAGAUUCUUAUUUAACUUGGAAUAAAUGUCCCCUAAUAACGUGAAGGUCAAAUUUCUGCUUCUACUGGAAUGUUAAACAUUGUGCACUUCCAAUAGAUUUAGUUUCAUAGCGUCCUCACUUUAAAAAAAAAGUUGUAUUUGUGAAGGUCUUGCGGUUUUCUGUUGUUCUUAACUUUUUUUCCUUAAGUAUAAUGCUAAAAACUUAAUUAAAUGCAAUGGUAGUGUUUCAAGUAGCUAUGUAGUCUUAAAGGUCUGACAGAUUUUUUAUUAUACAGUUAAAAUUGGUAUUUUUUCAGAACAACUGUAAGAAGAAUCCUCACAUACUAACCAUUCUGGAAGUUGCUACAAAGUUUUUUGUAUAAGGCAUAAGUUUUUUCACUACAACUGCAUUAAUGCCUGCAGCCUACUAUUUCUAGCUUCCAUACUUAAUUUGCUUUCUUCUCAAACAGGCACAAAAUAAUUCAGUGGGGGAAAAAUAUGCCAUGACAUUUAUAAUGAACAUCUGAAAAAAUCAGUUUUUAUGAAUGUGUAUAUGAAAAGUUGGCUAUAUUUGCCUGAUAGCGUUUGUCUGUUACAGUUUACAGACAGGAGUAAAUAUGACUUGUGGCUCCUACCUCAGAGAUGAACCAAUUUUAACUGCUCCUGCAGAUCUGUUGAGUGCUAAAUGACUAGAAAUAACACUACAACUGUUCGGCGAACUCAUCGUAUCUGCUUUGGUAGAGCAGUGGUCCUUACUGUGGGAAUCAAGUACUGUUUAAAGCAGUAUUUACAUUAGAAGUCAGCUACCUGAAGAUUUUUCUUCCUGUCUUUUGAAAAAUAAUCUAAUGGGAGAGGUGGAUUGUACCACAUGACUCUGGAACUCUGACUGAAAGCAAAUCACGUGGUAAGCUGAAGUACACUCACCAACAAGAAAUCUCAUAUCUUUCAGAGGCGAUGAAGGCACUGUGUAUGAUCUUCUAGCCCUCUGUAGGCAGCUCAUCUUGCCUCUAUUUAAUUCAUUAUUUAUUUUUAAAAAGUCGGUUUUUGUCAGAUGUGAAUUGUUGUGAGAAGCAUCUGAGGGAACAAAAUUGUAUGUUGAAUUUAGCUUUGUCUUUAUCCCUCAAGGUAACAUUGUCUUUCAGGUGGUUUUGUCAAGAUAAAUGUGGGUGGCAGCAACAGUCAAAACUACUUAGCCUUAAAUGUUUCUGUCACUGUAAAAAUCUCUAACAGAAACAUGUUUGGAACUUUUCCCCUUUUAAAUGUAAUUUAUAACUGCUGCUUCAAAAAUCAUAAGGAUGGAUCUUAUUCUGAGCAAAUUAAUAUUGUAAAUAUACUUGUCAUACCUUGAAUAAAUGGGUACCUUUUUU